AUGUCAGAACCGACGGACCACACCACACUUUCUCAAUCUAAUCCAGAAGCCACGGUAUUGACGAAUAGUCAAACGGAGAAUACAUCUUCCGUGUCGGAGCAGACCGUAGCCGAUCACAGUGAAGUGAAAACACAGCUAUCGACCUCAUCGAUGGCGCAAAUGGAAACAACUCACGAAGUACGGAACACUAUUACGACAGUCACCGCAGAGGAGACAAAACAACGUCAUGGAGAAGAUUUGGAGUGUGUAGAAUUAGUACAUCCAGAUGGAACUAUUUCGGCCGUUUCGGCACAUCCACCAACUGUUGUGGCUGAGAACAAUGCCAACAACAAAGACAACACUUCACCAAAUGUGAACGAAGCGCCCCAUACACAGCCAGCAGAACCACAUCCGGAUACCGGGUCCCACAUAGAUCCUGCUCCGACGGGAUCUGCACCAACCGAUUCAGAACCACAUGUGAAAACCAAUAUACCAACCGAGAAUGUUCCUGUUACGACAGAUGCCAAGACACCCAGUUCACACGAGAUCAGUGGGACUCCUGCUGAGAUAACACAGAAAUCAUGUACACCACCGCAAUCACCCAAAGGUGAUGCAGUGCCUCAAACACUGCCGACAGCAGCAACGACAACACAGGAAGUAGAAUCAAACGCAGAAGUGCAAAUUUAUCGAGAAGAUUUGGAUGUAAUCGAAACUACAGAUGCAGACGGGAUUGUUAGUGCUGUAUCGGCACAUCCACCGUCCGCUCCCCCUGAAAACGCACCUGUGGAUCAGACCAGAUUAGAAUCCGACAAACCACUUGCGAUUGUCGUUUCUGAAAAAAGCCCUGACCAUUCGGAUAUUCAUGCAGUUUCCACCACAGAACAAAUCGGAAAUACUGGUGAACAUCACUUACCUGAUUCAGAGACUGAUGAUAAACAUCUGGAUGUCGAAAUACCACCGGACAUCACUGAGGCUAUCAUGCACGUACCAAAUCCGUGUACUGAAGUACCUGAACCGGUUGAAACACCACGUGCAUCGAGAUCUAAAGUGAGUGAAAGCCGAGGAGGUGAAAAUGGACCGGAGCUUAAUAUGGCUCAUCUUGUUGAUGCUGUGGACAUUCGGGAAGCCACUGUGGAAGAUAUUCCGCCUUUGAAACCGGUUACACCAGAGACAACGCAUCAUGUGGACCGACCGAAGAGACCUCCUCCGCCGGCCAUCAUGACAACUGCUUGUGGAGUUACCUCGAAUGGAACUGCUCCAAAGAAGGCCCAUGCCGGUUUUCAUUUUCGUCUUGGUGGAUCCAAAUCACGAGACAAUUCCGGAUCAAGAGAAGGUUCAUUGGAUAGACAAAAUCGACGGUCACUGGGAGCAAGCAUGCGAAAUGCGUUUGGAACACUGACUCGCAGCAUAAAGAAGAAACAGAGUGAGCUUCAGGAGAAACGGAAGGCAGCACAUACGUUCAACGGCCAUCAUGAUAAGCCGUCUCCUGCUCCACCGGGUGAACGGAUUCACGUCACUUUACGAUCCCCUUCGAACGAGCAAAACGAUCAGGAAGAGCAGUCACUGCAAUCCGUGUCCGGGGUUUGUUUGUCUCAUGAAUCGGUAAGUAUUCGGGAAUGGAAUAAAACUCCGAUUUCCUACAAAUUUGUGAUUCACUACGUUUACAUUAAUAAACAUAUAGUAGGUUGGGGCUUGGGUUCAGUUCUCAAUCAAUCGUCAUUCGCGAAAAAACGGUGCUUUAACUACAACGUUACUUGA
Molecule: messenger RNA, 1737 nt
Organism: Echinostoma caproni
Lineage: Eukaryota; Metazoa; Platyhelminthes; Trematoda; Plagiorchiida; Echinostomatidae
Source: the annotation of a GenBank genome assembly